This is a messenger RNA of Leopardus geoffroyi (Geoffroy's cat), 3399 nucleotides long. It is a transcript of the gene RWDD1, whose product is annotated as RWD domain containing 1. Lineage: Eukaryota; Metazoa; Chordata; Mammalia; Carnivora; Felidae. The record is from RefSeq and is a predicted model, not a curated record. The coding region runs from base 2497 to 3228 and encodes 243 amino acids. Gene Ontology annotation, biological process: cytoplasmic translation. Gene Ontology annotation, molecular function: protein binding. The transcript is spliced from 7 exons.
UUUUUUUUUUUUUUUUUAAUUUUUUUUUCAACGUUUAUUUAUUUUUUUUGGGACAGAGAGAGAGCAUGAACGGGGGAGGGGCAGAGAGAGAGGGAGACACAGAAUUGGAAACAGGCUCUAGGCUCUGAGCCAUCGCCCAGAGCCCAACGCGGGGCUCGAACUCACGGACCGCGAGAUCGUGACCUGGCUGAAGUCGGACGCUUAACCGACUGCGCCACCCAGGCGCCCCAAUCUUUUUCUAAUAUAAACCUUAAGUUGGUUGUUUUGCUGUAUCUUAUCUAUCUUGAUAGGUUGUUUUUACUAUCAGUUAGGAAAAGUUUUAAAGUUUUACUUGACUUUUUUUGCUUUGAUCCAUUAUUUAAAGGUGUUACCAACUUCUGUUCCAAACUCAUUCUGUCUUCACUCUCUGUCAUUUUGGUUAGAACUUCAUCUUUCCUGUUGUUCUGGCCAAAAACCAUUUUUUACUUCUUUUUCUUACAACCCACAUCAAAUCUUGAUCUUACAUGAUCUGCAAAUUCCUUCUCAUCCUCCCAGUUUGCUGGGCAUCAGCCACAUUGGCUUCCAAAAUACCAAGUGGGUUCUUACCUUAGAACCUUUGCACUGAUUGUUCUUUCUGUCCAGCUCUUCCCCCGACAACAAUUCAUUGCUUUCUGUGAACUCAGCAUAUCCAGAAAAAUAAGCACUUUAUAUUUGCAAAUUACAUCAUGUAUUUUAUUUGAUUCUCACCAUCGUCAGUAGAGUUUCCAAUUUUAUCCUUAAAGUUUAAAACACUGCUCAAAAUGAACCUUUUAAAAAAAUGUUUAUUUAUUUUGAGAGUGUGCACUCGUGGGGGGAGGGGUGGGGGGGGCUGGGAGAGAGAGAGAGAGGGAGAGAGAGAAUGAGAGGGAAGAGAGAAUCCCAAGCAGGGUCUGUGCUGUCAGACCAUGACCUCAUGAACCAUGAGACCAUGACCUGGGCCGAAAUCAAGAGUCAGAUAGAUGCUUAACUCACUGAGCCACCCAGGCCCCCAACCCCAAACUAACCCUUAAGAGGCAGAAUCAGUACUAGAGUGUACCUGAUUAUGCUUGUUUUAAGCAUUCCUCUGCUCUAAGUAAUACUUCCCAAUAGAAGAUCAAGAUGCUUUCUGGUCCAUAGUACAUCAUCAUUUUAACAAGAGAAAACCUUCAACGGGUGCCUGGGUGGCUCAGAUGGUUAAACAAGAGAUAAACUUCAGAGGCUUUAUCAUUGGGGAACUUAUUUAAAAACUGUUUCCCCCACUACACAGGUGAAAUCAGCUUUAAUGAAAAUGGAGGAAAAUACAAGAGUAUGAAAAAUCUUUUUACCAUGUUGGAGUAUUAUCUUACAUCCCCCCGUUCCUUUUUGAUUUAACAUAUUCAUGUUCCUUUAUUACAAACAGAAAUAUAAAUAGUUCAUUAAUAUUCUUCUCCAAAAAGUACCAUGUUUAUUUAGCCAUUUUCUUAGCUUCUACUAUUAUGGCACUCUGAAAUUUUUCUUUAACUACUGUGAUUAAACUUUAAGAUGGCAGAUGCAUAUAUUUCAACUAUGACUUCCUCAGUUUUAUUCCCCUAAAUCAAAGGCUCUGCACAUUUUCCGGAGUACUGAUACUUAUUUUUACAUUGCUUAUCAAAACUGUUAUAUAAUCUACACUCCCUUCAUCAAUUGGCAGAAAUAAAUCACAGACAUUUCAAAACUAUGUUAUGUCCAGCCGCGUUCAUUUUACAAAUUCGAAGCCCAGAGAUUUGAAUCUAGAACCCAGCUCUCUGGACUUCCAGUCAAUUUCUCCCCCUGGAUUCACUGCAACUGGCUAUUCAGUAGCGAGGCCGACCCCUCCGGACUCUCUGCCCACUGCAGUCUACCCUCGUCUCGGGCUGUCGCCCAACUCCCGUGGGAUGCCAAGGAACUGGGAGGUUCGAAGAUGGCACAAAUCACCAGGACCUCACUAUUAGCUAACACAGGGAGUACACCUGUCUGCCCCUCCGCGGCCACAGGGUCGCAAACCGGAAGCCGGAAAUGGCGAAGUUCGUGGACGCGCCCAGCCGGCAGCCACCUCCUCCCGCUUGCAGCGACUUCGUCCCGCCUCGACACGCGUGGCCAGCUUUCAGUCUAGACUCAUCGAGCGAGGAUGUCGCGUUGAGUGGCUUCUCAGGCUCAGGCCCUGAAAAGCCCAGGAACGGGCCCCUACGUGUCCGUAGCGAAUGCCAGGGCGGGUGCCUUCACCAUCUCAGCAAAUCCCAAGCGGCUGUGGGACGGGCGGCUACUCAUCGCUCCGCUCGCCAGGCCUAACGAGUCGAACGCGGAACUAGCGAGCAGGCGGAAGCCUCGUUCGGGGCUGUUGCUCAGCAGGCCGGGCCUGGCUUUGGGCCCCGGGCCUCCCAGCCUGGGACUCUGCGCCUGCGCCCGUGCGGCCGCGGCCUGCUCUCCCGGCGCGGCCGCGGUCCCUGCUGCAGCGCGCCGCCUGGGUGGCUGGGCGGUCCAUGGGCAGCAGCGAGGGCCACGAUGACAGAUUACGGCGAGGAGCAGCGCAACGAGCUGGAGGCUCUGGAGUCCAUCUACCCCGACUCCUUUACAGUAUUAUCAGAAAAUCCACCCAGUUUCACCAUUACUGUGACAUCUGAGGCUGGAGAAAAUGAUGAAACUGUCCAGACUACCCUCAAGUUUACAUACAGUGAAAAAUACCCAGAUGAAGCCCCUCUUUAUGAAAUAUUCUCCCAGGAAAAUCUAGAAGAUAAUGAUGUCUCAGACAUUUUAAAACUGUUAGCAUUACAGGCAGAAGAAAAUCUUGGUAUGGUGAUGAUCUUUACUUUAGUGACAGCUGUGCAAGAAAAAUUAAAUGAAAUAGUAGAUCAAAUAAAAACUAGAAGAGAAGAAGAAAAGAAACAAAAAGAAAAAGAAGCGGAGGAAGCUGAAAAGCAAUUAUUUCAUGGCACUCCUGUUACAAUUGAGAAUUUCUUAAGUUGGAAGGCCAAGUUUGAUGCAGAACUCUUGGAAAUUAAAAAGAAACGAAUGAAAGAAGAAGAGCAAGCAGGAAAAAAUAAAUUAAGUGGGAAACAGCUAUUUGAAACAGACCAUAAUCUUGACACAUCUGAUAUCCAGUUUUUGGAGGAUGCUGGAAACAAUGUGGAGGUAGAUGAAUCUCUGUUCCAGGAAAUGGAUGACUUGGAGCUAGAGGAUGAUGAGGAUGAUCCGGACUACAAUCCUGCUGACCCAGAGAGUGAUUUGACUGACUAAUGGACUAUCCGCAUCCGCAGAGAGGCGUGACUGCCACAGCAUCUGUGGCCGUGCUGAGGUGUUGAUUUUUCUUUCUUUUUUUCUAAGAAAAAAUAAUUCUCAGGAGAAUAUUCUUCUGAUAGCUUUCAUCAUUGAACUUAAUAAACUGACCUUAAAAUUUCAAAUAUAAAA